CAUGACCACUCCUUUUGCACUCACAAAGAAGUUCUUCCGGUAAUGACAGUCGUGGGAUACUGUUGAACAUGGCGAAUAUAGCGGCUGCUGUUGUUGCCGCCGCUGGUAGAGAUCCUGCUGUUGAUCGGUCUCUUCGUUCGGUGUUUGUGGGAAACAUUCCUUAUGAGGCCACAGAGGAGCAACUGAAAGACAUCUUCUCAGAAGUCGGCCUGGUCGUCAGCUUUAGAUUAGUGUAUGACAGAGAAACGGGGAAGCCCAAGGGCUAUGGCUUCUGUGAGUAUCAGGACCAGGAGACGGCCCUUAGUGCCAUGCGGAACCUGAACGGGAGAGAGUUCAGCGGCAGAGCCCUCCGAGUGGACAACGCUGCAAGCGAGAAGAACAAGGAGGAGCUUAAGAGUUUGGGUACAGGUGCCCCUGUCAUUGAGUCUCCCUAUGGAGAUGGCUGCCAGCCUGAGGAAGCCCCAGAGUCCAUAAGUCGCGCUGUGGCCAGUCUGCCCCCAGAACAGAUGUUUGAACUGAUGAAGCAAAUGAAACUGUGUGUGCAGAACAGCCCCCAGGAGGCCCGGAACAUGCUGCUGCAGAACCCCCAGCUGGCCUACGCCCUGCUCCAGGCCCAGGUGGUCAUGAGGAUCGUCGAUCCCGAAAUCGCUCUGAAAAUGCUUCACCGUCAGACGCCGGUUCAGCCCCUGAUCGCCAGUAGCCAGGCUGGUGCAGUGCCAGUGCCCAGCCAGCCCCUGCCCCAGCCCAACAUCCCCGUCUCUCAGCCUCAGCCGAUGCCAGGCAUGCACGUGAACGGCGCCGCCCAGAUGAUGCAGCCCCCUCAGAUGGUGGCUGGCGUGACGGGGCCGAUGCCCGGACAGGGGCCGCUGGGCCCUGCAGUCGGGAUGCAGCCCCAGAUGGGUAUUCCCCAGGGAGGUCCAGUUCCCAUGGAUAGGGGCCAAGGAAACCCUCAGCACUCUCCUGUAGGACCGUCAGGGCAGGCCGCUAUCGAUCGGUCACAAGUAUGUGCCUUUCAGAAACCUGUUGCGUCAGAACCCAGUGAAGUGCCCAUGGCGGACCCACGGGCCCCUAUGCGUGGGGGUGUCCCUCCGGGGCCUGCUGUAGUGGCCCCCAGGGGCCUGCUGGGGGAUGGCCCCAACGACCCGCGAGGUGGCACUCUGCUUUCCGUGACCGGGGAGGUGGUGGAGCCCAGCCGGGGAUUCAUGGGAGCCCCUCCACACCAGGGCCCCCCCAUGCAUAUGGCCCAUGUCGGGAGCGGACCCCCACCUGAUAUGCGAGGACCCCAUGAUAUGAGGGGUGCCCCAAUGGGUGAGCCGAGGGGCAUGAUGGGCGAGCCCAGGGGACCCAUGAUGGAACAGAGGGGGCCACCCAUGGAUGCCAGAGCGCCCAUCCCCGGGGCCCGGGACCCCAGGGCGGUGGAGACCCGCAGUCUGGACGCCAGGGGCCCAGUGCCUGCCCAGAGGGGGCCCAUGGCAGCGGGAAUGCAGGGCCCCGGCCAACACGCCAUGCAGGGCCCUGGGCUUUCGGGAGUUCCUCAGACGGGCGGAGGCGGAGGAUUCAGCCCCGGUCAAAGUCAGGUCACCUCUCAGGACCAUGAAAAGGCUGCCCUGAUCAUGCAGGUGCUGCAGCUGACCGAGCAGAUAGCCAUGCUGCCCCCCGAGCAGAGGCAGAGCAUCCUCAUCCUGAAGGAGCAGAUCCAGAAGACCGCGGGCGCGCCCUGA
This is a messenger RNA of Conger conger (European conger), 1721 nucleotides long. It is a transcript of the gene cstf2, whose product is annotated as cleavage stimulation factor, 3' pre-RNA, subunit 2. Gene Ontology annotation, biological process: mRNA 3'-end processing. Gene Ontology annotation, cellular component: mRNA cleavage and polyadenylation specificity factor complex. Gene Ontology annotation, molecular function: mRNA binding. The record is from RefSeq and is a predicted model, not a curated record. NCBI's taxonomy places the organism in Eukaryota, Metazoa, Chordata, Actinopteri, Anguilliformes, Congridae.